CGAAAACGAAAACCAAAAAGGGCCUCAUCUGCUGUCUCCCUCCCACUAAAACAAAACCAAGAAGUCAUCGACCAAGUCUGCAACUGCAAGUCAGAAGAGUCGUCAGAAGUGAAAAGUAAGAAUGGAGGUACAGUGGAUUCUGUUGUGCCAUGGCUUAGUGACAACGCUUGUUCUAGUCUCCUUCCUCUGUGGCCAAUGGCCCAUCUUCGAAGGCACGCCCAUCCAACGCAUCCACCACUUUCUCACCUUCGGCGCCUACGAUUACUUUCAGUUCAGUAAUCAACGAUUUGUUGGGUUUGUUUUUGGGGCCAAGGGAACUAAUGCCAUUUCCUCCGUGGAGUAUUUCUGCUGUGAUCGACCCAAUCCAAUUUUGCAGAUAAUAUAUCUUGCAAUUGUAGGAGGAACGUAUUUCUUAGUUGCAAAUUCUUCCUUCGGUUACAUUCCUGGCUAUUAUAUCGGUGAAAUUCACAGGUAUACAAGCUUGUUGGCUGUUGGCGUCGGUGUUCUGCUCUUUCUAUUAACUAGCUUUUCUGAUCCAGGAACAGUGAAGGCUGAUAAUGUUUCUCAGUAUCUCUCUGCUUAUCCCUAUGACAAUGUUAUAUACUCUGAGAAAGAAUGUUCAACAUGCAAAAUUCCAAAACCUGCCAGGUCUAAGCAUUGCAGCAUAUGUGAUCGCUGUGUUGCCCGCUUUGACCAUCAUUGUGGAUGGAUGAAUAAUUGCAUAGGUGAGAGAAACAUCCAGUACUUCAUGGCAUUUCUUUUGUGGCACACCUUACUUUGCAUAUAUGGAACAGUGGCCAUUGGGUUAAUUCUUGCUGGACAAAUUAAAGAAUUUAAAGUUAUUGAUAUCCUAACUGUUUAUUAUGGUAUAGAAAAUUCUUUUCGCAGUUUAUCACCGCAUGUUGUGCAGUGGUUGUUGGGGGCCUACAACACUCAAAUACUUCUUAUGGUGUUUCUUGCAAUAGUUUCACUGUCAUUGGCGGGUUUCUUUGGUUACCAUGCAAAACUUUGUCUCACAAAUACUACGACAAACGAGACUUUCAAGUGGCAAGAGUAUGUAAGCUGGCAGAGGAAGCUAAAUGAAGCAAGGGCGAGUUCUGCAGCACUAAAAGCAAGUAUCAAUGGGAUGAGUAGUGAAAGAAAACCUCCAGAGAACAAAUGGAGAGCCAUGUUCCGAAGAUCCCCACUUAAGGAUGUUGAGGUAGUGGUUACGAAUAACAUAUAUGACAAAGGAUUCUUUCAGAAUAUUCUUGAGAUCAUCAUGCCCCUCUCAAGAAGACAGUUGUCUCUGCGAACCAAAUCGAAGUCUGGCUGAGACAGAUUGCUGGCCCUUCAACCUUGUAUGCUUUGCUUCUUGUUGUUUCUUCCAGCAAUUGAACAGCUUCAUAGCCCGUUCUCGCAAAAUUUCUCAUGCUUGAACAGCGGGUGACACCAAGAGAGGGAUCUGGCAAAGAUCAGAUGCUUGUUCUGGCUUUGUGUAUCAUUAUUGCAAGCCAUCUAUGCCUACGGGAUAUGGCCGACUGCUUGUGAUUGGUGGUUCAUUCAAGGAUAUGUAAUAUAAUGAAAGUAGCCGCAAUCACAGUAGACAUUCAAUUUGUUAUGUUAACAAUUAGCAUAGGGGAUUUUUCUUGUAAAGCCGACUC
Prunus mume (Japanese apricot) is the source of this 1643-nucleotide messenger RNA. Lineage: Eukaryota; Viridiplantae; Streptophyta; Magnoliopsida; Rosales; Rosaceae. The record is from RefSeq and is a predicted model, not a curated record.